AUGACACAUGGAAUGGGAGCCAUUCUGAUCGAGCACACUUAUUCUUGCGCCGUCGGAUUUUAUAACGUCGGUGAUUAUUGCAUUCCAUGUCCAGGAAAUUGUGCAGGAGGUACAUGUAACAGUAGAACUGGAGCCUGCUCAGAAUGUGAUGAUACAUUCUAUGGCACUCACUGCAAUCAGUCCUGUCCUGACAACUGCAAGACCAAUAUUUGUGACAUGGUAAAUGGUCGGUGCACUGAUUGUGCUGAUGGAUUCCACGGAAACUUCUGCAUCGAGUCUUGCCCAGAAAACUGCUUAAAAACGUGUGCCAUGCUCGACGGACAGUGUGAAGAAACGAAAGCGAUGACAAGCGGAUCUGAUAGCCAAACUGCGAUAUUUGCCGGGACUGGUGUGGGUGUAAUGGUCAUUGUUGCUGGAAUAGUAGUGUUUGUCAAAAUGAG
Molecule: messenger RNA, 440 nt
Organism: Pecten maximus
Lineage: Eukaryota; Metazoa; Mollusca; Bivalvia; Pectinida; Pectinidae
Product: multiple epidermal growth factor-like domains protein 10
Exons: 5
Source: RefSeq, a predicted model, not a curated record